Messenger RNA from Asterias rubens (European starfish), 1510 nucleotides. RefSeq names its product trichohyalin-like. The coding region runs from base 134 to 1186 and encodes 350 amino acids. Lineage: Eukaryota; Metazoa; Echinodermata; Asteroidea; Forcipulatida; Asteriidae. The transcript has 20 exons. The record is from RefSeq and is a predicted model, not a curated record.
UCUAAAGGUUUUUUGUGAGGUGAGGAUUUGUGGACUUCAUUGGUACGGUGCGACCAAUCUGACUUUCUUAUUCUUAUCAUCGAGUCGACGAGUAAGCAUCUAACUCGACGAUUGAAAUCUUCAAUUAUUCACGAUGAAGGUUGUUCUACUUUUUGCCGUGUGCUUUGGGCUGGCCAGUGCCAUGAGCCUUGGAGCCAGCAAAGAAGAACUUCUGGAAGCUCUGAGGGCCGAAUUGGAAUUAGUCGAGGGAGACGAAACAGCUGAGCGCGAGUUCCUAGAGCAAGAAGCUGCUGAGAAACGAGCUCAGGCCGAGGAAGUUGAAACUGAGGAGGAGCGCAGAGAGUUCCUAGAGCAAGAAGCUGCUGAGAAACGUGCUCAAGCUGAAGAAGCUGAAGAACGCGAAACUGAGGAGCGCAGGGUGUUCCUUGAGGAAGAAGCCGCUGAGAAACGUGCUCAAGCUGAAGAACACGAAGCACGCAAGGUGUUCCUAGAGGAAGAAGCUGCUGAGAAACGUGCCCAGAACGAGGGAACCUUCCGUGAAGAAGUGGGAACUGCCAAACGCUACAACGAUCUUAAGGAGGAACUUAUCAAGGCUCUUGAGGAUAAACUGAUGACAGCCGAAGGAGAGGAAACUGAGGAGCGCAGAGAGUUCCUAGAGCAAGAAGCUGCUGAGAAACGUGCUCAAGCUGAAGAAGCUGAAGAACGCGAAACUGAGGAGCGCAGGGUGUUCCUUGAGGAAGAAGCUGCUGAGAAACGUGCUCAAGACGAGGGAACCUUCAUUGAAAAGGAGGGAACUGCCAAACGCUACUCAGAUCUUAAGGAGGAACUUAUCAAGGCCCUAGAGGAAAAACUGAUGGCAGCCGAGGGAGAGGAAACUGAGGAGGAGCGCACAGAGUUCCUGGAGCAGGAAGCUGCAGAGAAACGUGCUCAAGCCGAAGAACACGAAACUGAGGAGCGCAGGGUGUUCCUAGAGCAGGAAGCUGCAGAGAAACGUGCUCAAGCUGAGGAGGCUGAAGAACGCGAAACCGAGGAGCGCAGGGUGUUCCUUGAGGAAGAAGCUGCUGAGAAACGUGCUCAAGCUGAGGAGACCUUAGAAAACGAGGAUGCUGAGAAACGUGAACAGACUAUUGCAAGCUUGAGGGACGAGCUAAUCAGAAAGCUUGAGGAGAAGAUGGCAGAGGCUUAGGUAGCAAGUCUCCAAAUCGUCUUUUAAUGUCGGAAAUUAAGACAAACGGUGUGAUGAUAACUUGGUGCACGGAUGACUUUCAAAUUAUUUGUUUUGACAUCAAACAUUUGUUGUAUGGCUGGUGAUAGCUUUUGUAUUUAGGCUUUUUCUUGAGUAAUCAUGAACUCUCUUAGUGAACAAUUUCCUGAAAUUAACCAUAAAUCAAUUAAAUAAAAUUUGUUUUAAAGCCAUCAACGAAAUGAUAACACAUGUACUUACUUCUUAUAUUUUUAUAACUUAUUACGGUUUAAUAUGUGUUUAAUAAAGGUUUUGGGUAUGGUUGGA